Messenger RNA from Dunckerocampus dactyliophorus (ringed pipefish), 4230 nucleotides. It is a transcript of the gene atp7b, whose product is annotated as ATPase copper transporting beta. The transcript has 20 exons. Gene Ontology annotation, cellular component: membrane. Gene Ontology annotation, molecular function: ATP binding; ATP hydrolysis activity; copper ion binding. Gene Ontology annotation, biological process: copper ion homeostasis; monoatomic cation transport. The record is from RefSeq and is a predicted model, not a curated record. Bases 141 to 4160 code for a protein of 1339 amino acids. NCBI's taxonomy places the organism in Eukaryota, Metazoa, Chordata, Actinopteri, Syngnathiformes, Syngnathidae.
CCGUGUGACGUCAGCGGGAGUGAGCGCGCUCACGUCGCUUAUCAACAGCGAGUAUUGUGACGCAGCGCUCGCACACUGCGGACUUUUGCCCUCUCAUUGACCGGUGAAGACGCGGUACACUCGCGCCGGACAACUCGGUCAUGUUCUCAAAGUCGCCUAAAAGUCAGGCCAGGUAUGGGUCCAAAUCACCGCGUGUGUCCGCGGAGCACAUUUGCAUGGUCGAGUGCGGAUGCGAGGAGCGGAACACCUGUAGCGUGCACAGGUCGGUGUCCGCGCCCGCCCAACAGCUCCAGUUGAUUGGCGUUGAAAGUGAGAAGACAGGCCUCGACAACUUGGCCUAUGAGUAUGGCAGCCAAAGCGACCUUUGCGCUCCCAUCAAAACCUCCACGGAGACCUUCAAACUCCUGGGCCUGGACCUGGAGCACCCGAUCCACGCCGUCGUUGAGAGCCGGAUAUCCAGGCUGAGCGGCGUGCUGGCUGUCCGCUCGGCUUCCCCGAGCUGGCAGACCGAGGUGGACUACGUGAGCUCGCUGAUCACAGCCGCAGAGAUCGCCCUGGAGCUGCGCAGGAUGGGCUUCGACGUGGAGUCAACAGCGCGGAUCGCCGUGGACGGCAUGCACUGCCAGUCCUGCGUGCAGUCCAUCCAGCAGCACGUCGGCACUUUGCGGGGGGUUACACACGUUCAGGUGUCGCUCAAAGAAGGCGCAGCGCUGGUUGUGUUUCAACCGCUUCUUGUUACGCGACAGGAACUGAGGGCCAAGAUCGAGGACAUGGGAUUCGGAGCGACUUUGCUGGCUGAUGAUGCAUCUUCAGCUACCAGCUGGCAGGCGGACUUGAGGCAUACUGUGAGCGUUUGGAUUGCGGGGAUGACCUGCAACUCAUGUGUGCAGUCCAUAGAGGGAAGGAUCUCGCAGAUGACGGGGGUCCACUCCGUAGUUGUGUCACUAAAGGAUGAAAAGGGAACAAUAACUUUUGACCCUGCUCUCACAGGGCCGGAGCAUCUCAGGCUAGCUAUUGAAGACAUGGGCUUUGGCGCAUCACUUCAAGAACCUGCUGGCUCCGCAGCCCGAAUUCAGGACGAGCCCCUGAGCUGCGAACUGGCUGACCCGUCAGACCGUAAAACGGAACUCAACAACGGCACCGGAUUUGUUUCCUCCCGUGCAAGCCAGCGAGCGAGCGGUAAAGUGCAAAAGUGCUUUGUCAGCGUGACGGGGAUGACCUGCGCCUCAUGUGUGGCCAACAUUGAGAGGAGCCUGUUGAAACAUGAAGGGGUCGUCUCGGUUUUGGUGUCGCUGAUGGCCGGAAAAGCCGAGGUAAAAUAUGACUCGGACGUUACCGAUGCUGCUGCUGUCACUCAGCUCAUAGAGGACUUGGGUUUUGGCGCCAAUCUCACUGAGGACAACGCAAUCACACACGGGAAACUGGAUCUCACUAUAAGCGGGAUGACGUGCGCAUCAUGCACCCACAACAUUGAGUCAAAGCUGGCAGCCACUAAAGGGAUCAUUGGCGCCUCGGUGGCCUUGACAACCAAGACAGCUCACAUCCAGUUUGAUCCAGACGUGCUCGGAGCUCGAGAUAUAAUCAAGAUCAUUCAGAGCCUUGGCUUUGAGGCGGGUCUGAGGAAGGUGGGCUUCAAAAGCAAUCUCGACCACGCAGAAGAGAUUCAACAAUGGAAAAACUCCUUUCUGCUCAGCCUGGUUUUCGGCCUGCCUGUCAUGGGCCUGAUGAUCUACAUGAUGGUGAUGGACAGUCAGCACCAGCAACAUGGAGGCUCCAUGCCAGAGGAGCAAAACCUGCUGCCUGGCCUCUCCAUCCUAAAUCUGGCUUUUUUCCUUCUCUGUACACCCGUGCAGGUUUUUGGAGGCAGGUACUUCUACGUGCAAGCGUUUCGCUCGCUGAAGCACGGCAUCGCCAACAUGGAUGUGCUCAUCGUGCUCGCCACCUCCAUCGCUUAUGUCUACUCCUGUGUGGUGCUGAUCGUGGCCAUGGCAGAACAAGCCAGGCUGAGCCCCGUCACCUUCUUCGACACGCCGCCGAUGCUUUUUGUGUUCAUUGCACUGGGACGAUGGCUGGAACAUGUGGCCAAGAGUAAAACCUCUGCAGCGUUGGCCAAGUUAAUGUCCCUGCAAGCCACGGAUGCGACCGUGGUGACCUUGGGACCCGACCACUCCAUCAUCAGCGAGGAGCAAGUGGUGGUGGAGCUGGUGCAGCGGGGCGACGUUGUGAAGGUGCCCCCGGGGGGGAAGUUCCCUGUCGACGGUAAAGUGAUUGAGGGAAGCUCCAUGGCGGAUGAGUCUUUAAUCACAGGUGAGCCAAUGCCGGUCAGUAAGAAGGUGGGCAGUCUGGUGAUUGCUGGCUCCAUCAACGCUCAUGGCGCUCUUCUCGUGGAGGCCACCCAUGUCGGUGCUGACACGACGCUGUCACAAAUAGUCAGACUGGUGGAAGAAGCACAAACAUCCAAGGCUCCCAUCCAGCAAUUUGCCGACCGACUCAGCGGAUACUUUGUGCCCUUCAUCGUCUUCGUCUCGCUGCUAACUCUGGUGGCGUGGCUGGCUGUUGGCUUUGUCAACUUUGACAUCGUGAGGGAGAACUUCUCGGGUUACAACGCCAACAUUUCCAAGGCAGAAGUCAUCGUCCGCUUUGCCUUCCAGGCGUCAAUCACUGUCCUUUCCAUCGCAUGCCCCUGUUCACUGGGACUGGCUACCCCGACUGCAGUCAUGGUGGGCACCGGGGUCGGCGCUCAGAGCGGGAUACUCAUCAAAGGAGGCGAGCCACUGGAGAUGGCCCAUAAGAUCAACGUGGUGAUGUUUGAUAAGACCGGUACUAUCACCAAUGGCGUACCCCGGGUCACGCGUGUGUUGGUGCUGUGGGAGAUGGCCCGCAUGCCUCUUAGAAAGAUCCUGGCGGUGGUGGGCACAGCAGAGGCCAGCAGUGAGCACCCACUCGGCAUCGCAGUUACCAAACACUGCAAAGAGGAGCUGAGCACGGAUGUGCUGGGUUUCUGCCAGGACUUCCAAGCGGUCCCCGGCUGCGGGAUCAGCUGCCGGGUUUCUAAUGUGGAGCAUCUGCUGCCACAACAGAGUGAAGAGCGUUUCUUGUUGCCUGGGGCAACCAUUGAUGAGAGUAGUCUGGGUGAUGCUGCAGCGAUCCCGGAUGCAGGUGAGGUUUUAUGUUACUCUGUACUGAUUGGGAACAGAGAGUGGAUGAGAAGGAAUGGCCACCACGUCGGAGCAGACGUGGAUGCUGCCAUGUCGAGCCAUGAGGCGAAGGGGCAGACAUCGAUUUUGGUGGCCAUAAAUGGCGUACUGUGCGCCAUGAUCGCCAUUGCAGACACGGUCAAGGCGGAGUCGGCCUUGGCAGUGCACACGCUCAGCAGCAUGGGCAUUGAGGUGGUCAUGAUAACAGGAGACAACAAACGUACAGCUAAAGCCAUUGCUGCACAGGUGGGGAUCAGGAAGGUCUUUGCAGAGGUACUGCCCUCCCACAAGGUGGCCAAGGUGCAGGAGCUCCAGGAACGAGGCCUGCGUGUUGCCAUGGUGGGGGACGGCGUCAACGACUCACCUGCUCUCGCCCGUGCCGACGUCGGCAUCGCCAUCGGCACAGGCACCGAUGUAGCGAUCGAAGCGGCGGAUAUCGUUCUCAUCAGAGUGGGUGACGUCUCAUGUGACGAUUGCCGUUACCCGCAUGACCCCACUGUGUUUGUGCUGCAGAAUGACCUCCUGGACGUCGUGGCCAGCGUCGAGCUGUCCAAGAGGACCGUGCAGAGGAUACGCAUCAACUUUGUCUUCGCGCUCAUCUACAACCUUGUCGGAAUACCAAUUGCUGCAGGCGUGUUCAUGCCUGCUGGCCUGGUGCUGCAACCCUGGAUGGGCUCUGCAGCAAUGGCCGCCUCGUCCGUUUCUGUGGUUCUGUCGUCUUUGCUGCUCAGAUUGUACAAGAAAACGCCAGCGGAGUUGUACGAGGUAAGAGCGAGAGGCAUGAUGCGGAGCCUCGAGUCCUCACAGAUCAGCUCUUACCCAAGGCUGGAAGGUCAGCAGUGCAGUCCAGCUCCUUUGACGGGACCAUGGGAACAGCACGACAUCAACUGCAUAUCCAGUCAGGCGCCAAAGCCAAUGAACUCUAUUCACGAACAGGACCGGCGCUCCCUGCUGGAUCUUUAGACAAUGGAGAACCUCAGCGUGUUGGAAGUAUGUGAUAUAGCUUUGUAUGUUCAUGUAAAUAAACACUUUU